AUGCUAGAGGUUACUACAGAAAACUCUAAAGGCCAAACAAUUACAACAGCAGAACUUGAAAAAGAAGACUUGUCUUCAGUCACUUUUCUGAGCAAUAUAGAUCAGAUUUCAGAUGAACAAACAAAACAAAUAACAUAUGAAAACAAACAACAGCAAUAUGUAGCAGAAGAGAAACUUGAAACAAUAGACACAGAAGGUGAAAACAUUCUAAUGCAAAACCAAAUUACAUCAGACACAGAGAUGUUAACAAGCAAUGAUAAACAAGAAAGUUAA
Cetraspora pellucida is the source of this 273-nucleotide messenger RNA. Lineage: Eukaryota; Fungi; Glomeromycota; Glomeromycetes; Diversisporales; Gigasporaceae. The record is from the annotation of a GenBank genome assembly.